GAGAUUGCUCCCCGCACACAAAAGGACUUACAGUCCUAUAAAUACCAGACCUCCAACCCUCACUUGGCCCACCAAAGGCGACAUAAACACCAAGACAUCCUUAUUUUCUUGUGCACCAGAUGGAUUCGAACCCAAAAUAAUAUAACUUUAGCUCUUUCAUCAAGAUCAACCCAAAAGAUCUCUCCUGGAACAAUUGGCACCAAUCAUGGGGCAUUGUUGAGGAAGCAACUCCGGUUACUGCUAUAUUCUUUAUAAAUGAAUUAUUUGAAUAGUAUUAGUUUUAGUUUAAUUUAUUAAUUAAAUACUUAUAUAUGUAUUUAUAUUAUGAAAAGAGGACACAAUUAGUUUUGAAUCCUAGUUCUGCCGCUGCUUCCAUAACACC
This is a messenger RNA of Linum tenue, 382 nucleotides long. Lineage: Eukaryota; Viridiplantae; Streptophyta; Magnoliopsida; Malpighiales; Linaceae. The record is from the annotation of a GenBank genome assembly.